Messenger RNA from Notodromas monacha, 670 nucleotides. The record is from the annotation of a GenBank genome assembly. NCBI's taxonomy places the organism in Eukaryota, Metazoa, Arthropoda, Ostracoda, Podocopida, Cyprididae.
UAUUCAUGGAUAUUUCUUGCAGGGGUCGUCGAGAUGGUUCGCGUGAAGACCGUCUAUUCUAAAACGUACGUGACGCCGCGUCGUCCGUUCGAAAAAGCGCGUCUCGACCAGGAAUUAAAACUUAUCGGUGAAUACGGACUGCGUAACAAGCGUGAAGUAUGGCGUGUAAGGUACACCUUGGCCAAGAUCCGGAAAGCCGCUCGUGAGCUACUCACGUUGGACGAGAAGAACGAACGUCGUCUUUUCGAAGGAAAUGCGUUGCUCCGUCGCCUUGUGAGAAUCGGGGUGUUGGACGAAGGACGUAUGAAACUUGAUUACGUUUUGGGCCUCAAGAUUGAAGAUUUCCUAGAGCGUCGUUUGCAAACGCAGGUGUUUAAACUUGGAUUGGCCAAGUCGUUUCAUCAUGCCCGAGUUCUUAUUCGUCAACGACACAUCAGAGUUCGAAAGCAGGUCGUGAACGUGCCUUCUUUCAUGGUGCGCUUGGAUUCGCAGAAGCACAUUGAUUUCUCGUUGAAGUCACCGUUUGGCGGCGGAAGAGCCGGUCGUGUGAAGCGGAAGAACCUGAAGAAGGGUCAAGGCGGCGGCGGCGGUGACGAGGAAGAAGACGAAGAUUGAGCAAAAUUUUGAGGAAUUGUGCUGAAAGCGUCGGGAGUAAAGUGUUACUUCGGAA